Xenia sp. Carnegie-2017 is the source of this 1221-nucleotide messenger RNA. Its product is annotated as kinesin light chain-like. Gene Ontology annotation, molecular function: protein binding. Lineage: Eukaryota; Metazoa; Cnidaria; Anthozoa; Malacalcyonacea; Xeniidae. The record is from RefSeq and is a predicted model, not a curated record. The transcript is spliced from 2 exons. The coding region runs from base 412 to 1221 and encodes 269 amino acids. Gene Ontology annotation, cellular component: kinesin complex.
AAUUCUAAAAAGUCUGCAGCUGAUCUUGCCUGUCAAGUUGCUUGGGCACUAAAUCAUUUUGAAGACAGAGAAGAUGAAAUCAAAAUAAUUCCACAUCUAAUUAAAUUCAUAACAAAUUCAUCAUUUCAACAUUUCCUAAACAAGUUGAUCGAUGUAAAAUCAUUCUUUGUUUUCAUAAUAGAACGAAAACUUGAUGAAAGGAAUUGGAAAUUUGCCAAAUAUUUUGUAGAUGUUCUGGAAAGAUUUUGCAAUUAUAAACUUGCAACUAAAGUACUUUUUGAAAUAACAGAAAUUCAAACUAAAGUGUUAGGUGUUGAUCAUAGUGAAGUUUCAUAUUCGUACAACAAGCUGGGUGUAUUGCUCUGCAAGAAUGGAGAAUAUGAAAAUGCUAAAGAUUUUCACAAGAGAGCAAUGAGAAUUCAAGCUAAAACAUUUGGACCUGACCAUGUUAAUAUUGCGAGAGCGUACAACAAUCUGGGUUUGGUUUACUAUAAUAUGGGAGAGUACGAAAAAGCAAAAGAUUUUUAUGAACGAGCGAUGGAAAUUGAAACAAAACCAUUUGGACCUGACCAUGUUAAUAUUGCGAUAACUUACAACAAUCUGGGUUCGGUUUACAGUAGAAUGGGAGAGUACGAAAAAGCAAAAGAUUUUUAUGAACGAGCGAUAGAAAUUGAAACAAAAGCAUUUGAACCUGAUCAUGUUAAUAUUGCGAUAAGGUACGACAAUCUGGGUUCAGUUUACAACAAUAUGGGAGAGUACGAAAAAGCAAAAGAUUUUUAUGAACGAGCGAUGAAAAUUCAAACAAAAGCAUUUGCGCCUGACCAUGUUAAUAUUGCGACAGCAAACAACAAUCUUGGUUCAGUUUACAGUAAUAUGGGAGAGUACGAAAAAGCAAAAGAUUUUUUUGAACGAGCGAUAGAAAUUGAAACAAAAGCAUUUGGACCUGACCAUGUUAAUAACGUUACAACGUACAACAAUCUGGGUUCAGUUUACAGUAAUAUGAGAGAGUACGAAAAAGCAAAAGAUUUUUAUGAACGAGCUAUAGAAAUUGAAACAAAAGCAUUUGGACCUGACCAUGUUAAUAUUGCGACAACGUACAGCAAUCUGGGUUUGGUUCACAGUAAAAUGGGAGAGUACGACAUUUGGACCAACAAACUGAAAACAGUUAAACUUGGUCCGGAAGAAAAAGUAUGGACGAUAUUAACCAUCGUAUCUAGCUAA